AACACAAUAUAAAUACGAAGAAGAACCAAACAAUAGUCUCCUUACAGAUCUUCUUCUCCAUUUGAUUAUUUGGUCUCACAGGUCAGGAUCUUUCUUUAUUUUAUUUUUCUGCACCGGUGGCUGUCCAAAAAGCCGAGCCUGAGAAACCGGUGAAAUCUGUGGACAACCGGGUUGUUGCUGAGAAGAGUGUAAAAAAUCCAUCAACCUCCAACAGGCAGCACUCACUAUGGCUGUUUCUCAAUAAUGCAACUACAGCAGAUGAGGAAACCAAACAACCCCUGCUGGAGCAACUGUUGGAACCAACAAGAGAUCCACUACUCUUGGACCUCCCCUUUGUGUUUGGUUGUUUGUUUAUGCAGGUUGCUGGAGCAUCAGAAGCUGCAAACUCUAACAAGCUGCAGUUGCACAAGCCAUGUACUAUAGCAGCAGCAGCUGACCUGGAAGAUCUUCAACCAUUUCCAGCACACAACAACAACAACCCUAAAUCCCUUGCAGAUACCAGAGCAACAACAGUAGUACUUGUUUGUGGUCCAGCUGAUUCUGCAGGUCACACAGAAGCUCCAUAUGCAUCAACCAUUCAACAGCAUCAGCAACAACACAAGCCAAAAGCAACACACAAUUCAGCAACAGUCAGCAAAAUCUCAACAAUAUGCAUCAUGCAACAUCAAACUGAUCCCACAUGUUAUAGUUUGAUAGCAUAUGUAGCAACUACAGACCUCAAGAAGUCACAACCCAAACGGAUAACUGGAGACGUUAGUCGAGCGACCUUGAAAAAGUUAGCCGACUGAAGACUCAUCAAAUGAAAUACAUCCAUAUGUCACCAAAUAUGCAACACCAUGCACUGACAUUGCAUGAAGCACUCGCAUCUCAUGGACAAGCUCGGUAUGAAAAAGAUUAAGAAGGCGAAGAUGAAAUGAACGAUCUCGAUCCAUGGAAAUUGGAAGUUUCAUAUACUUGUUCUUCAAUUUAGCUAUGUUUUAAUGUAGCUUAGUUGAAUAGGACUAGUGUAGGUUUUCUUCUUGUAUUGACAUGGAAGGGGAGAGUCUCCCUCAUUUACGUUUUUCUUAGUUUUAUUGUAUCGAGAGGAGUCCUCUCAUAGGUUUAUCGCUUUCCAUCUACCAAUGGAGAUGAGCUGGCCGAUCUUAGUAGGUCGGCUGACUUAUGAACCAUCUUAAGUUCGGAGGUAAGGUUUAUGCCCCCUUCCGUGUUUUUUAUUAUUUUUAUUAUUUUUAUUUAUGUUAAGGCUUGGGGGUGCUGCUCAACCCCUGACUGUGCACGAGAGGUGGGAGCCUCGUGUAGGGUCUGUUCC
This is a messenger RNA of Solanum dulcamara, 1309 nucleotides long. Its product is annotated as glucosamine 6-phosphate N-acetyltransferase. Lineage: Eukaryota; Viridiplantae; Streptophyta; Magnoliopsida; Solanales; Solanaceae. Gene Ontology annotation, molecular function: monosaccharide binding; glucosamine 6-phosphate N-acetyltransferase activity. The transcript has 2 exons. Gene Ontology annotation, biological process: UDP-N-acetylglucosamine biosynthetic process. The record is from RefSeq and is a predicted model, not a curated record. The coding region runs from base 354 to 788 and encodes 144 amino acids. Gene Ontology annotation, cellular component: endoplasmic reticulum; Golgi apparatus; endoplasmic reticulum-Golgi intermediate compartment.